ACCGUGCGGCAGCGCAGCCCCGACGCCUCCGCCUCAGCCAUGUCCUCCAGCUCUCCCCCGGGCGAGCACAAGAGCCGGAGCCUGGGCCGGCUUUCCCUGCCUAGGAAGGGCAGUAUGACGCCCGGCAAGAAGCCCCCCUCGCUGGAGCUGGCCGAGAGCGUCCCGAACGCCCACUACACCCCGCUCCCCGAAGGGCAGGGUGGGCGGCCGCCGGCAGGCAGCGGUCCCGGAGCGACGCGAGAAAGGCCGCCACACGUGAAGAGCGAUGUGGUGGUGGUGGGCACGGAAAGCUCGCGGCCCCCGGUCAGCCUGGACCCCCGCGUCUCCAUCUAUAGCCUCCGCAAACCGCUGCUGAGCCGCAGCAACAUCCAGGGCCGGGUGUACAACUUCUUGGAGCGGCCGACGGGUUGGAAGUGCUUCGUGUACCACUUCACCGUCUUCCUUAUUGUGCUGAUAUGCCUUAUCUUCAGUGUGCUUUCUACAAUUGAACAGUAUGCAGCUCUUGCUACAGGGACGCUGUUUUGGAUGGAAAUUGUAUUAGUGGUAUUCUUUGGAACAGAAUAUGUGGUUCGGUUAUGGUCAGCAGGAUGUCGCAGUAAAUAUGUUGGAAUAUGGGGAAGGCUUCGUUUUGCUAGGAAGCCUAUUUCGAUCAUCGAUUUAAUUGUAGUUGUCGCUUCCAUGAUAGUUCUGUGUGUGGGCUCUAAAGGUCAAGUCUUUGCAACCUCAGCUAUCAGGGGCAUCCGUUUCCUGCAGAUUUUGCGGAUGCUGCAUGUUGACCGUCAGGGUGGCACGUGGAGGCUGUUGGGAUCAGUCGUCUUCAUACACAGACAAGAACUGAUAACUACACUCUACAUUGGAUUUCUGGGCCUGAUUUUUUCCUCUUAUUUUGUGUACCUGGCUGAAAAAGAUGCUGUAAAUGAUUCUGGAGAAACAGAGUUUGGCAGCUAUGCAGAUGCCCUAUGGUGGGGAGUAGUGACAGUUACAACUAUUGGCUAUGGGGAUAAAGUACCUCAGACCUGGAUUGGAAAGACCAUUGCUUCUUGUUUUUCAGUGUUCGCAAUUUCAUUUUUUGCACUACCUGCGGGAAUCCUUGGUUCAGGCUUUGCCCUGAAGGUACAGCAGAAACAAAGACAGAAGCAUUUCAACCGUCAAAUUCCAGCUGCUGCCUCUCUCAUACAGACUGCCUGGAGAUGCUAUGCAGCAGAAAACCCAGACUCUUCGACAUGGAAAAUAUAUAUUCGAAGACCUGCCAGAAAUUAUCAUUUGCUGUCACCCAGUCCAAAACCAAAGAAAUCAGUGAUGGUUAAAAAGAAGAAAUUUAAGCUAGACAAGGACAACGGGCCUUCUUCUCCAGACAAGAUGUUAACAGUUCCACACAUCACUUAUGACCAUGUGACGGAUGACAAGAAACCUGAUUUCUGUUUCGAUACAUAUGAAAAUUCUGUGAAAAAAAGCCCGACGUUUUUAGAUGUGAACACAGGACCCUUCAUCAGGACCAACAGUUUUGCCGAUGAGCUUGACCUGGAGGGUGAAACGCUGUUAACCCCAAUAACUCACAUCUCACAGCUGAGAGAACAUCACCGUGCUGCAAUUAAAGUGAUUCGAAGAAUGCAGUAUUUUGUGGCCAAGAAAAAGUUUCAGCAAGCUAGAAAGCCAUACGAUGUCCGAGAUGUUAUUGAGCAGUAUUCCCAGGGUCAUCUCAACCUGAUGGUGCGAAUCAAGGAGUUACAGAGAAGGUUGGAUCAAUGCAUAGGGAAGCCAUCUCUUUUCAUCUCUGUCUCAGAAAAAAGCAAAGAUCGAGGGAAUAACACGAUUGGUGCCAGGCUGAACAGAGUGGAGGACAAGGUUACGCAGAUGGACCAGAAACUGAACCUCAUUACUGAGAUGCUGCAUCGUCUGGUUUCAAGUCAUCAGGGGGAUCAAGGGAACAACAGGUCAUCUCAGAAAGGCAACAGCAUUAAUUCAGAUCUCUUCCUCCCAAACAACACCCUGCCAACCUACGAGCAACUGACCGUGCCGGGAAGAAAUGAAGACGAUAUAUCCUGAUGUGGUAAAAGUCUGGGUUGGGUUCUUCCCACCUUUCUCCUUUAAAUGGAACUUGGAAGGAAAUUCAGUUCAUCAGACAUCCGAGAAAACACGACUGCAAUAUCUAUACCACUGAUCUCAAAUGCACUCUUCUAAAACCACUCGUAAUAGCCCAAGGAUUGACAGGCUGUGUUCUACCAGGCAAAACCUACCAAAGCUCCACAUUAAUUCUAUUGAUGAACAAAAAUUAUAGCAACUCAUUAUUGCUCAGAAAGACCGAAACAAUGUUAAAGGCAGGCAAAAUUGCAAAGAUUUAGAGCUCUUUUAAUAAUAAUAACAGUAAUAAUAAUAUUGUAAUAAUACUUGAACUUAGAUAGGAAAUCUGCAUUUUGUUUAUGAACCUGCAGAUAGCAAUAUAUUUCUACUACUAAGGUUUUUAAAACAAAAUAGGAUAACUUAUGUUGUUUUUAUUGUAUAAAUAUACCACUAACAUUCUUGCGAAUGACAAACCACAUGCUGAAUGAUUUUCUUUUGCUGUUUUAUUUUAACGUUGCUACAUAAACAUUAUCAGAUAAUGACCAGAUUUUUUUAAUCUGUUUUUCUUCAGGGAGGAACUAAUACUUAAUCUGGAACAAUACUAUUUAUAGUGGAAAGCGCUAUAGAUUUUUUAAGAUACCAGUUUUUAACAGGGAGACAAUAAAGCAUUACAUAGAAAAAUGAUUCUGCUUUCUAGAAAAUUGUUGCCAAAGAAUUUAUAUAUAAACAGAAAACGCAGUGGUCUGAAUGUACUUGUCCUGAAAUAGCUUUUUAAAAAGAAGACCCACUAUUUCUUAAAUCUAUUUUUUAUUUUUUUUUUCAGCUUAUGCUAUCCAAGAGUAGUACAACAGCAUAACGUGACUGGACUUGCAGGUCAAGUGCUUGAGCUGGCCACUUUCUGAGCAUCCAUAAUUCUCAUAGGAAUCAUGGCUCCAGUUCAGGAAAGCCUCCCUUGUCCAGACAGCAUUUAAUAGUUUCCUGAAUAAUUGAAUGAGAAAUUCUGGUCCCUACCAAAGUCAUUAGAUAUUCAGAAGUGCCAGCUCCAAUCAAAAGGACGCAGGCCUAACCUGCAAGCCACCUCACCCCACAUUAUAGUUGCAAUAAGAGCAGCAGUGUUUGGCUUGGUGUGAUUUUUCACAUGCACAACGUGAGCAGGAAAACGUGAGCAGGAUUGGAGCUUUGCUUACUAAAAUUGAAAUUCAACCCUUGCUGAUAGUUAACACCUCUACCAUGCACACUUCCUUGAAAGUGGAACGUCCUUAAAUUUGACAGUGUUGUAAAAUGGAGGAUUACAACACAGCUAAUUAAUGCUAUGAAAGACUUCAGUGUUUGAAAGCAAGGAGACAUAUAUAUACAUAUAUAAAUAUAUAUAUAUAUAAACUGAUGCCCUAAAGCCUCAUAAUUUUGCUCAGCAGUUAGCAUUAGCAGUCUUUAGGAUGUAUAAGCAGUCUGAAAUACUGAUGUGUAAUGACCUGAGAUCGCAGGGAACCAUCUCAUAGUAUUGCUUACAUGCUGAGCCUUGUUUUAAACGUGAAACAUUUCACCUCUUUCACUUGGACUGCAGAGGAAAGUAUACUGUAUUUAUGUUAUAAUCAUCUCAUCUUGCUGCUGUACAGUAGAUACAUGUUAAGGGUGGAGAAAUGUAUGGACAUAAACAGGAAUUGUACCUGGGCAUUACGUUUUAUAGAAAUCAAAAUUAUUGUGAUGAUUUUGAACAUUUUUAAAUAAGAUUAACUGUGUAAUUUUAGAUUAUUGAUCAAUCUCUAAUUUCCUAAUAAAAUACAAGAGAAGAUUA
This is a messenger RNA of Tympanuchus pallidicinctus (lesser prairie-chicken), 3856 nucleotides long. It is a transcript of the gene KCNQ1, whose product is annotated as potassium voltage-gated channel subfamily Q member 1. The coding region runs from base 40 to 2046 and encodes 668 amino acids. Gene Ontology annotation, cellular component: voltage-gated potassium channel complex; membrane. Gene Ontology annotation, molecular function: voltage-gated potassium channel activity. The record is from RefSeq and is a predicted model, not a curated record. Gene Ontology annotation, biological process: potassium ion transport; transmembrane transport. Lineage: Eukaryota; Metazoa; Chordata; Aves; Galliformes; Phasianidae. The transcript is spliced from 16 exons.